Messenger RNA from Phalaenopsis equestris, 2323 nucleotides. Its product is annotated as transmembrane 9 superfamily member 1-like. Gene Ontology annotation, biological process: protein localization to membrane. Bases 1 to 1992 code for a protein of 663 amino acids. The transcript is spliced from 13 exons. Gene Ontology annotation, cellular component: membrane. NCBI's taxonomy places the organism in Eukaryota, Viridiplantae, Streptophyta, Magnoliopsida, Asparagales, Orchidaceae. The record is from RefSeq and is a predicted model, not a curated record.
AUGCGAAAUUAUAUUGCAGGUAACUUUGGAAAGGUAUAUCUGGCUGAUAGAAAAGUUCUGAACAUGAUGAGAAUGAGAGACGUUGAUAUUGCACUCCCCAACAAGAGUAAAUGGAUUUUUCAAAAGGUCAGUCACGUUCCUGAGUUGAAGAAAAAUCUCAUCUCUGUUAAGCAGCUCAAUGAGGGUGCAAAUCUUGCUUACCAUCGUAGAUCUACCGCCGCCACGGUCGUUACAGCGAGAUCUCUAACCCAUUUUGCCGCCGGAAUCGCCAUCGUUAUCCUCACCGCCUCGCCGGCGUUGGCGUCGGAGUCCGACCACAAGUAUCAACCUGAUGAUCCUGUUACACUAUGGGUAAACAAAGUUGGUCCUUAUAACAACCCGCAAGAAACAUAUAACUAUUAUAGCCUUCCAUUUUGCCAGCCUAGAGAGAACCCUCCUCAUAAGUGGGGUGGGCUUGGAGAAGUUUUGGGUGGAAAUGAACUGAUUGAUAGCCAGAUUGAAUUAAAGUUCCGGAAAAAUAUUGAAAAAGGGUCCAUUUGUUCUCUUGAACUCGAUGAUGUUAAGGUGAAUAUUUUUAAGGAUGCAAUAGAGACUUCAUAUUGGUUUGAAUUUUUCAUAGAUGACUUGCCUCUAUGGGCAUUUGUGGGAGAGACUGGAAAAACUGAUGAGAACAAGCAUUAUCUUUUCACACACAAGAAUAUCCUUGUGAGAUACAAUGGAGACCAGAUUAUUCAUGUUAAUAUCACCCAAGAAAUCCCUAAACUAUUGGAACCUGGAAAGACAUUGGAGAUGACAUAUUCAGUCAAAUGGAUAGCAACGAAUGUAACAUUUGCUCAUCGUUUUGAUGUAUACUUGGAUUACCCUUUCUUUGAACACCAGAUCCACUGGUUUUCUAUUUUCAACUCCUUUAUGAUGGUUAUUUUCCUCACUGGCCUGGUUUCUAUGAUACUCAUGCGGACUCUUAGAAAUGAUUACGCCAAAUAUGCACGUGAAGAUGAUGAUUUGGAGACUCUGGAAAGAGAUGUGAGCGAGGAGUCUGGUUGGAAGCUUAUUCAUGGUGAUGUUUUCAGGCCUGUCCGCAAUUUGGCUCUUCUUUCAGCUGUAGUUGGUACGGGUGCCCAGCUGGCGUUGCUUGUUCUCCUAGUCAUUUUACUGGCAAUAAUUGGGAUGCUUUAUGUUGGGCGGGGAUCUAUUCAAACUACUUUUAUAUUAUGCUAUGCUUUCACUUCAUUCAUUUCGGGCUAUGUCAGUGGUGGACUUUAUUCGCGGAAUGGCGGUAAAAGCUGGAUUAAAACUAUGAUUCUCACAGCAUCCCUCUUCCCAUUUUUGUGCUUUGGAAUUGGUUUUGUCCUCAACACAAUUGCCAUAUUCUAUCGAUCACUUGCGGCCAUCCCUUUUGGAACAAUGGUGGUUGUUUUUGUAAUUUGGGCCUUUAUCUCAUUUCCUCUCACACUUCUCGGGACGGUGGUGGGUAGGAACUGGAGUGGCGUUCCUAGCAACCCCUGCCGUGUGAAGACCAUACCUCGUCCUAUCCCCGAGAAAAAGUGGUAUCUCACACCCUUCAUUGUCUCGCUCAUGGGCGGCUUACUUCCUUUCGGCAGCAUCUUCAUUGAAAUGUAUUUUGUAUUCACAUCCUUCUGGAAUUACAAGGUUUACUAUGUCUAUGGAUUCAUGUUACUGGUAUUCUUAAUUCUCAACAUUGUAGCUGUCUGUGUCACAAUCGUCGGCACAUAUUUCCUUCUCAAUGCAGAAAACUAUCAUUGGCAGUGGACCUCAUUCUUCUCUGCUGCUUCCACAGCUGCUUAUGUCUAUCUUUACUCCAUUUAUUACUUCUAUGUGAAGACCAAAAUGUCAGGUUUCUUCCAGACCAGCUUCUACUUUGGCUACACCCUCAUGUUUUGUCUCGGACUCGGAAUACUCUGCGGUGCUGUGGGUUUUCUUGGUUCAUCUUUAUUUGUUCGAAGAAUUUAUAGAAACAUCAAAUGUGAUUAGCUCGGACGAAGUUUUGGUUGUUUCGCUACAGAUUUUCGUCUUCAAGCUGUGAAGGAAAAUAUUUUGAGGAGUGAAAGAUGAAGUUUAGAUUUUCCAUGGUUGGCUGAUUUUCAUCUAAUAACCCUUUAAAUUUAUUUGAAAUGUAAUUUUAGGUGAUAUGGAAUUUUGAAUUUUUCUUAUUGUAAUUCCUCUUUUUUUUUUUUUUUUCUUUUUUUUAUCCUCUUCUGGUACUUGUUAGAGAUAAUGAAUUGGUAGAAUCAGAUGGGAACUACCCAAAGGUGGUUGCUCAACUCCUAAUUUUUAGUACAUAAGUGCUGCUGUGCUUGUGAAA